This is a messenger RNA of Adineta ricciae, 885 nucleotides long. NCBI's taxonomy places the organism in Eukaryota, Metazoa, Rotifera, Eurotatoria, Adinetida, Adinetidae. The record is from the annotation of a GenBank genome assembly.
AUGACCGCAAUUCCACCAUCAACUCAAAUUCACUCGAUGUUUUUAAAUACAAAUGACGAAAUCGAAUUAGCUCGUUAUGGUCUCAGAGUUGGUUCAACACUUGGCACAGGCACAUAUGCUAAAGUGAAAUCAGCGUUUAGCGAACAACUUUUACACAAAGUGGCGAUUAAAAUCAUCAAUCGUCGUAAAGCUCCAAGUGAUUUUCAACGUCAUUUUUUACCACGGGAAUUGGCAAUCUUGCAACAGAUCAAUCAUGUUCAUAUUGUCCAAGUUUACGACAUAUUUUCCUAUGGAAGAGAUUUGAAAUGUGAAAAUGUUCUUUUGGAUAAAAACUUCGAUGUCAAACUAUCGGAUUUCGGUUUUGCAAGAGUUAUUCAAACAAAUGAACUAUCUCAUACAUAUUGCGGAUCAGCUGCAUACGCAUCAUGUGAAAUUCUUCAAGGUAUACCUUACCAUGCUAUUCCUGCAGAUAUUUGGUCAUGUGGAGUGAUUUUAUACAUCAUGGUUUAUGGGUCGAUGCCAUUUGAUGAUUCAAAUAUUCGCAAACUUGUUCGAUAUCAAUUAGAAAAGAAAAUUCAUUUUAGUCGUUACAAAACAUUGUCAAUUGAAUGCAAACAGUUGAUUCUAUCGUUAGUCGAACCGGAUAUAAAACUUCGUUUGACCAUGACUCAAAUGAAAAAUCACGAUUGGAUCAAAGGACGAAUAACAUCAGUGAAUCAACAAGAUUCGAUCGGAAAGUCUCUAACGAACAGUUCGACUUCGUCUGCUAAUACUCUACAAGAAUCAACAGUUAAAAUGAUGAAAACAACAAUUCAUGAGAAUCAUCCAUUAGGAAUUGUACAUGGUAAAAUCAGUUUCGAACAUGAAUCAAUGUCGAAAGAUUGA